Neomonachus schauinslandi (Hawaiian monk seal) is the source of this 5660-nucleotide messenger RNA. RefSeq names its product ATPase family AAA domain containing 5 (gene ATAD5). Gene Ontology annotation, cellular component: nucleus. NCBI's taxonomy places the organism in Eukaryota, Metazoa, Chordata, Mammalia, Carnivora, Phocidae. Gene Ontology annotation, molecular function: ATP binding; ATP hydrolysis activity; DNA clamp unloader activity. The record is from RefSeq and is a predicted model, not a curated record.
AUGGUGGGGGUCCUGGCCAUGGCGGCGGCAGCUGCUCCCCCUCCGGUGAAGGACUACGAGAUUGAGGCAUGCAAAAAGCGAAGGAAAGAUGAUGACAGAUCUUCCUGCAAAACGAUUACAAAAUAUUUAUCACCAAUAGGGAAGACUGGAGACAGUGUUUUCUCUUCACCAAAAUCCAGUAAUAUUCUGGAUUAUUUUAGAAAGACUUCCCCCACAAAUGAGAAGACACAGUCAGCAAAAGAGUGCAAGAUAAAGUCAUCUGUACCAUUGCCUGCUGACAGUGGCAAAGACUGUAAAACACCUUUGGAAGUGUUCUCAAAUCUAGAGUUUAAGAAGAGAGGAAAGAGAGUUAAUUUAUCUCAUCGACUAAAUAGUGUUAAAACUGAAAAUGAAUCUCCAAUUAAAAUUAGUAGUGAUAGCAAAGAAGACACUAGUCUAAAUAAUGAUUUUGUAGAAAGUAGUACUUCUGUUUUACUCUGCAAGAAUCAUGUGGAGGUACUUGCAGAAAGUAUUCAAGAUAAAAAACACUCAAGCACUAUGACCUCCAUAAAAAGCUCUAAGAAAGUGAAUCCUAAACAAAGGAUCACAAAAAAUGAUUGCAAAAAAAUGAGAAAAAGGAAGCACAGGGAUAUAAUAGAUCUAUCUGAAAGCAUACCAUUGGCUGAGGAGCUAAAUCUCCAUCAAAAAGAUGGUAAAGAUAAGGAACAGAUAACCCCUUCCCUAACUAAUGAGAUCGAGAGUACUGCAAAUGACUCCAGAGGUGGUAUAACUAAAACAGCCCACUUAAAUGAUAGUACAAUUACUGUCUCCUAUGAGGAAUUUUUAAAAAGUCACAAGGAAAAUAAAGCAGAACACAUACCAGACUCUACAAUGUCUAUUUGUAUUCCCUCUGAAACUGUUGAAGAUAUGGUCAAAAGUGGUUGUAUAAGUGACCCAGGAACCUGUGAAAUUUCCCAACAUGUACGCUAUAAGACAGUUACUGUUCUUGCACAAGUUCACCCUAUUCCCCCCAGAAAGACAAGGAAAAUACCCUCCAUUUUCUUGAAACAGAAGCAGUUGGAAAUGGAAAAUAGUUUGUCUGAUCCUGAGAAUGAGCAGACUGUUCAGAAAAGAAAAUCUAACGUUGUCAUACAGGAGGAAGAGUUAGAAUUGGCAGUGCUGGAAGCUGGAAAUGCUGAGGCUGUGAAACCGAAAUGCACCCUAGAAGAAAGACAACAGUUUAUGAAAGCAUUUAGGCAGCCGGCAUCUGAUGCACUUAAAAAUGGAGUCAGAAAGUCUUCUGAGAAGCAGAAAGAGCUCAAUGAAAAAUCUUUAAACGAGGAAGGAAGACACAAUAAUUCUAAAAAAAUCACGGAAAAUCCUAACAUUCAGGUGGUUUCAAAUGAUGGCAGUUCACCAUCACACACUGAGAAAGGAAGUUUUCCUAACGAGAAAAGUAAAAAGCUGAAGAAGAAGGAUAAGAAAAUGUUAGGUACUGGUACUACCCCAGGUGAAAAUAGACAGGGAAAUAUUCAAAAGAAAGCAGCAACUUUUUCCUUUAGAGAUAAACAGAAUCCAAAUAGACUUAGAAUGAGUUUAAGACAAAAGAAAACAGAAGUUUUCAAAAACAGCGCAUUAUUUAAUAGUGAAAGUCUUAUUUGUAAAGAUUUAGUAAAUGAUGACCCUGUAAAGAUUUCGUCUCCGUGUAACAAGAAGUCUUCAAGAAAAACCAGCAUACCAGUUAAGGAUAAGGUUAUACAUUCUAAAGCUGAAACUGAAGACAGUUUGGUAAAUGUUUCCACACCCAAGCCAACCAGAAGAUCUGUAAGAAUCAGCAGCACACCUACUACAAUAGUCCUUAGCAGUACCGAUUCUGAAGAUGGCAGUCCAGCAAAGGCUUCCACUCCAAAAGCAGCCAACUUACUAGAAAAGCAUAGUUUAUAUACAGCAGAAUUAAUAACAGUACCUUCUGACUCAGAGAGCCCUAUUAGAAUGAAAUUCACCAGAAUUAGUACUCCUAAGAAAUCCAAGAAAAAAUCUAAGAAAAGAUGUGAGAAAUCUGAAGCAACUGAUGGAGAUUUUACUUCUCAGACUAGAAAGGCAAGCAGUGCUUCCAAAAAUGUAUCUAAAGCAAAACAAUUGAUUGAAAAAGCAAAAGCUUUACACAUUAGUAGGUCAAAAGCUACUGAAGAAAUAGUGACACCCUUGAGACGUUCAUCUAGACAUCAGACACUUCCUGAAAGGAAGCAAUCGUCAGAAACAGAAGACUCUGUGAUAAUAAUCGAUUCAAAUUGUACUUCUUUAAAGCAUCCUGAGAAAAAUCAGAAGAAACUUCAGUGUCUGAAUGAUGUGCUAGGAAAAAAACUAAACAAGACUCCUAAAAAUGUACCUGGGAAAAUGAAAGUUGCUCCUUUAUUUCUUACCAGAAAGGCUCAAAAAACAGCUGAUCCUAUUCUUGGUUUUGAUGAAAGCAGUCAAGAUACAUCCGAAAAGUCUCAGGAUUAUGAUGUGCAGUUUAAAGCAAAGCGUGACUGUGCUCGCUUCAGCAGCACAUAUUCUAAAGCAAAGCGUGACUUUCUAAUGAGUGGGUUGCCGGAUUUGCUGAAACGACAGAUCGCAAAGAAAGCUGCUGCAUUAGAUGUGUACAGUGCAGCGAGUGCUGGUUUCCAGAGAGUCGUCCAUGUACGACAAAAAGAUGAUGGAUCCCAUUUGUGGCAUUUGAAACCACCUACUUGCUCUCUCUUAACCAAACUUAAAGAACUGAAUACUAAAGUUCUAGAUCUCUCAAAAUGUGUUCUUGCUCUUGGUGAAUUUUCAACAUUGAAUUCAAGUUCUAAAAGUACUAAGUCUGCUGUUGGGUUUGUGGAGAGAAGGAAAGAUUUGACUGAAGAAGUAAGAAAUCUUUUGCUGGAGGAAAUUAGGUGGUCAAAUCCUGAAUUUUCUUUGAGGAAAUAUUUUUCUUUGCUUCUAAAAAAACGAAGUGAGCACCAGGUGCUUUCUGAGUGUCAUCGUAAACAAGAAAGUCCACAACGAGAGCCCAGUGUCAACCAAAAAGAAAGCAAAAGGAAACGAGUGGAAACGGAAAUUCAUAAGUCAAAAAGAAAGAAACCAAAUGAGUAUUCACAAAGUCCAAAAAAGAUAAAUGGGAAACCAGAAGAGCUUGACAAAAGAAACAGCUCCACUGGGAUAAAGCUAGAUUCUUGUAAAGAUUCUGGAACUGAAGACAUGCUUUGGACAGAAAAGUAUCAACCUCAGAACUCCAGUGAAGUCAUAGGCAAUGAGCUAGCUAUAAAAAAGUUACAUAGUUGGUUGAAAGACUGGAAGAGAAGAGCUGAAUUGGAAGAAAAACAAAAUUUGAAGGGAAAAAAAGAUGAGAAACAGGAAGAUCUGUCGGACAGCAUAGAUUUUAAAGGCAGUUCAGAUGACGAAGAAGAGACUCGCCUUUGCAAUACUGUUCUUAUAACAGGGCCAACAGGAGUGGGAAAAACGGCGGCAGUGUAUGCUUGUGCUCAGGAGCUUGGAUUCAAGAUAUUUGAAGUCAAUGCGUCUUCUCAGCGCAGUGGUAGACAAAUUCUAUCUCAACUGAAGGAAGCUACUCAGUCCCAUCAAGUGGACAAGCAAGGUGUAAACUCUCAAAAACCUUGUUUUUUUAAUAGUUACAACCUAGGCAAGUCACCAAAAAAAUUAAGCUCCCCUAAGAAAGUUGUUACAUCACCAAGGAAACUUCCUCCACCGUCACCACAAACUAGCGUACCAAAGCGAACACUUCCACCUAAAACUUUGGCAAAUUAUUUUAAAGUGUCUUCCAAGCCAAAAAAUAAUGAAGAAGUAGUACUUCCGGAAAAUAAUAAAGGAAUAAAAAAUUCUUGUGAACAAAAACCAAUUAUUCAGACUAAAUCUACAAACACAACUAAGUCAAAUGUCAAAGAAUUUGGAACUGAGGAACCCAACAGGAAAAAUGCAACAUCUCUCAUUCUUUUUGAGGAGGUUGAUGUUAUUUUUGAAGAAGAUGCUGGGUUUUUGAAUGCAAUCAAAACAUUCAUGGCAACAACUAAAAGACCUGUGAUCCUUACUACUAGUGAUCCAACAUUUAGUUUAAUGUUUGAUGGCUGCUUUGAAGAAAUUAAUUUCAGUACUCCUUCGCUUCUAAAUGUUGCCAGCUACCUACAGAUGAUCUGCUUGGCUGAGAACUUUAGAACUGAUGUGAAAGACUUUGUAACAUUGUUAACUGCAAAUACUUGUGAUAUCAGAAAAAGUAUCCUUUACUUACAAUUCUGGAUUAGAAGUGGAGGUGGAUUUUUAGAAGAAAGGCCAUUAUCCCUUUGUCGAGGAACUAGCAGAAACAUUCAACUUGUUUGCUCUGAAGAUGGCCCUGAUUCCAAAAAUAAACCUAAAAAUACUAAAAGGAGUCCUAUAGACCUUCCCAAAUGUGACACUGGCUGUGUUGAGACCUUGUUUGGCCUUAAGAACAUUUUUUCCCCAUCUGAAGAUUUAUUUUCAUUUCUAAAGCACAAAGUCAGAACAAAGGAAGAAUGGCAUCAGUUCAUCCAGCUUCUUACAGAAUUCCGAAUGCAGAAUGUAGAUUUCUUAUAUAGUAAUCUUGAGUUCAUUCUACCACUACCUGUUAGGAUCAUUCCAGAAACAGAAAACUUUGGUGGUGCAUCAGUAAGUGUGGACACCAGUGCAGCAACAAAAAAUAUGAAAUGUCUUGCUAGGAAACAUUCUGAAGGAGAGAAGCCAUCGAAAAAGCCACAAAAAAAGAAACAAAAGAAAAAGAUGGUAACUCUAGAUGAUAGUGACUUAUUUGACACUGAAUUGGACUUCUCUAAUGAAUUUCUUAGCCUUUCCCCUGCACCUUCCUCCUCAAAUUCAGAAGAAAGCAAAGCCAGAGACAAAGAAAGGAAUCCAGAGACAAAGAAACUGAACAAAUGGUUAGAGUCUAACAUGGAAUCUAUUCCUUGUUCUCCUAGAACACCAGCAGAAAAGAAAUGUUCUGCCCUUGUUUCUCACUGUUUAAAUUCUCUCACUGAGUUCAUGGAUAACAUGUCCUUCUUAGAUGCUCUUUUAACUGAUGUAGGAGAACAAAAGGAAUUUGGUCAAAAUGACUUCAGUUGGACAAAUGUGAAAAGCGGACUUUGUGAUGAGUUUAGUCUGGAGGCCAGUGAUGGAUGGACUUCUCAGAGCUCUGGAGAAUUAAAGGCAGCUGUAGAAGCUCUCAGCUUUACUAAAUGUUCGUCUACUAUUUCAAAAGCACUGGAAACCUCCUUGAAUUCUUGCAAGAAAUCAGGAAGAGAUCCAACGAAAGAGCUUACUCUUUAUGUUUCACAGAAGCGCAGCAAUGUAUACUUUAGUCAGUCAGCAACUAAUUUAGACAGUGCCUGGAAGAGGAUAGCAGUCAUUAAAAGUGUAUUUUCUAGCCGAUCCCUUCUGAACCUGGGUAACAGACAAGCUAAUAUAAUUGAGUACUUGCCAACUCUUCGGAACAUUUGUAGGACUGAGAAGCUAAAAGAACAAGGAAAAAGUAAAAGAAGGUUCCUACACUAUCUUGAAGGUAUUCAUCUUAACAUUUCGAAAGAGACUGUGAACACUUUGGCAGCUGGCUUCCCUUAAUAUUCCACAUUAACAAUGCCUUGUACAGAUUAUUAUGUGUUCCUCAAGAUACAUUUUUAUACUGAUUUUCA